Molecule: messenger RNA, 2350 nt
Organism: Oncorhynchus kisutch (coho salmon)
Lineage: Eukaryota; Metazoa; Chordata; Actinopteri; Salmoniformes; Salmonidae
Product: src-like-adapter 2
Exons: 8
Coding region: 190-972 (260 amino acids)
Molecular function (GO): protein binding
Source: RefSeq, a predicted model, not a curated record
AAGCUACUAGAGACAUAAAAACCAGUCCUCAUCCAGUGAGCCUCUGUCUUGUUUCUAUCUACCCUUUGGCCACAUCUGCGUAAAUGGAGUAGUCGCCUUGAGCAACAGAGCAGAGGAGUGAGACGUAUUCUCUUUCAAUAAGCCUACAGAGCCAUACAGACAUAUACUGUAGCUAGAGAACAGCUGGUCAUGGGGAAUUGCCCUGUCAAAAUUCGAUCCAGUAUGCCAACCCUUGAGAAUCCAACUGAACCUGCAAUGUCAGACAAUAACAGGCCCAUGGUGGUGUCCCUUUAUGACUUCCCCUCCCAAGAUCCCUUGGAAUCCAGCAUCCGCAUGGGGGAGAGGCUCACUGUGUUAUCAGAUGAUGGGGAUUUUUGGAUGGUGCGAUCCACAACAACAGGCAAUGAGAGUUACAUCCCCAGCCACUACACUGCCAAAGUAAUAAACAGGUGGCAGUAUAAUGGCAUCAGCAGGUUAAAUGCAGAGGAGCUGCUGUUGAUGCCACACAAUUACACAGGGGCUUUCCUGAUACGACAGAGUCAGACAAACACAGACACCUAUUCGCUCUCGGUCCUUGGGAGGACCGACUCCUCGUACAUGGGCACAGUGAAACACUACCGCAUCCGUCGCCUCCAAAACGGCUGGUUCUACAUCUCCCCCAGCCUCACCUUCUACACCCUGGGCCAAUUGGUGGAACACUACUCUGAGUCAGCAGAUGGGUUGUGCUGUUUACUGAGGGAGCCUUGCAUCAUCCAAGGCUCAAACAAUACUACUAUGACUAGACCGUACCCCAAAGCUAUCAGGAGGCCCACCCUCAACUGGAAGGACGUAGACAGCUCAUUGAUCUUCAGUAAGGGCAGAGUGGAUUCAGAGGACUCGCUGGUGAGCAAGGGGCUGAGGGAGGCCAUGAGCUCAUACCUCUACAUGACAGAGGCCAGCUGCCAGGACUGUGGCAAACACUGGGAUACCUGAUGAGAGGGAAGACUGAGAGUAAAAUAAUAAUACAUAAUACUGUCUGGUCUGCCGCUGCCCCGGCCCAACGGUACUAGGCCAGAAAGGGUGACCUAAACAAAAGCAUAGAGGAAGUUAAAAAGUAGUAAGCCUACCAUUUACAACCACAAUGAAAAAAAUGAGCACAAUUCAUGUCUUGAUGGUAAAAUGUGGGUUUGGGUUCAGGUAGCCACAAGGAGCCGUGUUACUUGGCACUUCUAAUGCUACUGGUUCUUCUUCUCAAGAGCAUAUUUCACAAGGUGAAACCUAUGAUUUAUAUAUAUAUCUACACUAGAUGACUGACAGGGGGUGCAUCUCCAUCUUGUCACUCCCCCACCCUUGCAAAAAAUAUUUUGGAAGUUAUAGAAAUGCAUGUAUUAAUGUCUACAUUCAUUUUUGCCAUAUUUAUUCUAUUACGGACACCUUAAUGCAUACUAUUAAAUUGUAUGAUGUGAGCUAAACAUUAACAUUUAAAAUACAAAUAUAUAUAAAUACAUACUUUCUUAAAGUAUAACUUGUUGAAAGUACUAAUGUUACUGUCCCCACUACAACAACAAACACUUAAAUAUGUGUAAUUGUGUCUUUGAAAUAUUUAAUUGAAAUACUGUAGAAUUCCAUUCAUUCCUAUGGAGCAGGGUUUUUCAAACUCGGUUUUAGUUUUUUCCCGUCACUACACAGCUGAUUAAAAACCCAAAGCUUGAUGAUGAGUUGGUUAUUUGAAUCAGCUGUCUAGUGCUAGGGGGAAAAAUUUAAAAAGCUUCACCCAGGGCGGGUCCAAGACCGAGUUUGGGAAACGGCUCCUUCUGGGGAGUGACAAUAUGGCCGACCAGUUGCUUUAAAGGCUCUUAUUGGCCAAUACAUAGUAUCAGCAAUCCAGGGUUUAUAUACAUUGGAUGGAACUCAGAGGUCUUAUGAUGUGAGGAGCACUUCCUUUCAGCUUAUGGAAGGUUUCAUACUGAUGGUCCUCACAGAAACACCUAUGUAUUGGUCUAUUUUGAAUCAAAGAAGGAAGAUCACUGAAAUACAAUAAUGUUGUAUCUGGACUAAAGGGAGAACCCAUUUGUAGUUUCAUAUGCAAUCUGUUUGUAUGAAUGAAUUGCCAUGUCUGAGUAAAGAACGUCACGCUGCUUGCAUAACAAGAAUCAAUUCCUCCUGAUUCGGCCCAUACCUGGCGCGAACUCGGGACUUCUGCCUUGCUAGCACACGUGACCACCCUCCUGAAGCAUCUUUCCACUCGACGCCAUGCGAAAACUAGCUAGCGCAAAUGAAGACACUUAAGGCUGAGGAGUACUAACUCAGACGUUUUUACCAGAAUGUGGCUGUGGGUGAGAAUGAGUAAUAAAUAAAUAGUUCUGAGUGA